AUGCUCCGGGGCGCGGGGACGCGGCGGGGCCGUGCUGUCCGCCGGCCGCUGGUGCUGAAACACCGGCGCUCGCCCGGCACCGACUCCGUGCCCGGCCCGGGGGGCCCCGAGCCGCCCCCGAGCCCCGAGGGAGCCCCCCGGGCCGGGCGUGUGCUGGGCGCGCUUCCUGGGGCCGGUGCCCCCAUUCGCUGCCUGCACCCCCCCAGCACCGAGCCCCACGUCCCUCCAAGCCCCCCCAGCCCCUCCAACCCCUCCAGCACCACCGCUCCUGGCCUCAUCCCCGGUGAUCUCCAGGGAAGCCGGGGAUGGCCGGACGGGCAGCCCCGCUCCCCCCCAGCCCUGUCCCCCUCCCCAGGGCCCAGCGGGGUGAACCAGCUCGGGGGGCUCUUCCUGAACGGCCGCCCCCUCCCCACGUGCAAGAGGCAGAGAAUCAUCGCGCUGGCGGCGAGCGGCGCCCGCAGCUCCGACAUCUCCCGCAGCCUCAAGGUGUCCAACGGCUGCGUCAGCAAAAUCCUGGGCCGCUACUACCGGACGGGGGCCGUGGGGCCCAAGGCUGUGGGGGGCAGCAAGCCCCGCAUGGCCACCCCCGCCGUGGUGGCCAGGAUCGCGCGGCUGAAGCUGGAGCAGCCCGGGCUCUUCGCCUGGGAGAUCCGCCGGCAGCUGCACGCCGAGGGAAUCUGUGCUGGCAGCGGCAUCCCCAGCGUCUCCUCCAUCAACCGCGUGCUCAGGACCCUGCCCAGCGACCUCCGGCUGGCGGCCGAGCCCCGGGACCCGCGGCCACGAGUGUCGCCUCCGGCCGCGCCCCCCGUGCCGCAGCCCCCCGUGGCCCCGGGCACCCCGCAGCCUCCGCAGGGCUCCGCUCCCGGCCGGCAGCUCCCGCCGAGCCCCCGGCCCAGGAGUGAGAACAGGAACAGGAACAGGACCGUGUUCUCCAGGCCGCAGGCGGAGGCUCUGGAGAAAGAGUUCCAGAGGGGACAGUACCCGGACACGGCCACCCGGGAGAGACUGGCCGUAGCCACCCAGCUCCCGGACACCACCAUCAGGGUGUGGUUCUCGAACCGCCGAGCCAAGUGGCGACGGGAGAACAAGCAGCAGCUGGAGGCUGGCGGGGCAGGUGACAGCCCGGGGACCGAGGGGACGGGACGUGGGACCUGCCGCCCGGGGCGGGGGCUCCUGGUGCGACUGGAUCCCGCCCGCAUUCGGUGCCACCGCCGCAGCCGCCGCACAGGGAUGCCCGGUGACACCGCACUCUCGGGUCCCCCCCAGCCCCUCCGGGACACCCCCGCGGGCUCGGCGCAGCCCCUCCACGGUCACGGCCACGGCCUGGCCGCCCACCCGCGCCCCCCGGCCCCGCUGCACCUCUGCGCCUCCGGCCCCUGCGCCUGGGACGACGUUUGCUGCGGUCCAGCGCUCUGGCAGCCCCUGGAGAGCCCACACUUCGCCCUGCUGACCCCCGGGCUCACCCCGCUGCCAGCCUGGGGCCCGGAGUCCCGCUGA
Corvus hawaiiensis (hawaiian crow) is the source of this 1497-nucleotide messenger RNA. RefSeq names its product paired box 4 (gene PAX4). Lineage: Eukaryota; Metazoa; Chordata; Aves; Passeriformes; Corvidae. The transcript is spliced from 10 exons. The record is from RefSeq and is a predicted model, not a curated record. Gene Ontology annotation, molecular function: RNA polymerase II cis-regulatory region sequence-specific DNA binding; DNA-binding transcription factor activity, RNA polymerase II-specific. Gene Ontology annotation, biological process: regulation of transcription by RNA polymerase II; anatomical structure development. Bases 1 to 1497 code for a protein of 498 amino acids.